GCUACAAUGCGGAAACUGGUGCAGGAUGCUUCGCCAAAAUACUGAUCGUGUUUGACGAGUGCAAGGGCAUUUGAAAUUGCAGCAUCGAAAAACUGAUUUUUAAGUUAUUGGUCAGUUGGUCGGCUAGAUAUUUGUGAUUUGAAGUAUUACUAUCAACCCUACGCGGAGUUGACACAGUACAAUGCAGGAAAAGAAUGCCCACCUGCACAAUGCCAAUGGCAACUACCAGAGUAAUGACACCAGCUGCAAGUUUACUCCCAGGCAGUUGGAUGUACAGAAGAGGCGGGAUGAUAGUGACAACCACCGGAUGAUUUCUAUUGUGUUCCUAAGCCUGUUGAUUGACCUACUUGCAUUCACCAUGAUUCUACCUCUUCUGCCAUCCUUGCUGGAUUACUAUGCUCAACAUGAUCAGGGUGGUCUUCUGCCAGAACUGCAGUCCAAAAUCGACAGCUUCAGGGAGCUCCUUGGAAUUCCUGACACUCAGAAAUAUAAUUCUGUACUGUUUGGGGGUGUGAUUGGGUCAUUAUUCUCGUUCCUGCAGUUUGUAGCCAGUCCUGUCAUUGGUGCUGCAUCAGAUGUAUAUGGUAGAAGACCUCUGAUGUUGGUGACAAUGACAGGCAUAGCAAUUUCCUACUGCGUAUGGGCUGUCUCACACAACUUUACGUUAUUCGUCAUUGCACGUGUCAUUGGAGGCAUCAGUAAAGGUAACGUCAGCCUGAGCACAACCAUUGUGACUGAUGUGUCCACAGCCAGUACCAGAGGCAAAGGAAUGGCACUCAUAGGAAUUGCCUUCUCCUUGGGCUUUAUCAUGGGGCCCAUGAUUGGAGCCUAUUUUGCUAUGUCAGCAGGUGGUAAGGGAGAGGCCUUGUACGUCAAGCCAGCCUUGUUUGCAAUCAUACUAGCUGUGGCUGACAUUGUCUUCAUCUUCUUGCUUUUCAAAGAGACACUACCAAUGCACAAACGAGCGAAGUCAUUUGGCAGUAGCUUCAAGGAUGCAUGUGAUCUCAUCAGUCCACUCUCCCUGUUUCUCUUCUCGGCUGUCAAGAAAUUGAAAGUAUCUGAACUGCGGAUGCUUCGUCUGCUUGGUCUAUGCUACUUCAUGUAUCUCUUCAUAUUUUCAGGGUUAGAGUUCACUCUCACAUUCCUGGUUCACCAAAGAUUUCAAUACACAAGUAUGCAGCAGGGUAAGAUGUUUGUCUUCAUUGGUGCUGUCAUGGCUCUAGUGCAGGGUGGCUAUGUGCGUCGAAUAAGCCCUGGCAAGGAGAAACGGAUAGCAAUUAUUGGGAUUUUGGUUCUGAUACCAUCUUUCAUCAUCAUUGGCUGCAUACAGACAUCAGUGCCGUUCUAUGCUGGCCUAGCAUUGUUUUCUUUUGCUGCAGGUACUGUGGUGUCUUGUAUGACUACUGUUGUAUCUGCAUAUGGUUCAGUGGACCAGAAGGGCACCAUUAUGGGUAUUUUCAGAUCACUAGGGGCACUAGCACGAGCAUCUGGGCCAGUUGUAGCGUCUAUGUGGUUCUGGAGUCUGGGACCAACUGUCUGCUAUUCUGUGGGUGGAGUCCUGCUCAUCCUACCUAUUGUUGGUCUCUCCAGAGUGGUUCCUCUCAAAGUGGAGCAAUGAGGGGAGGCCACCGGAUUUAAACUAUGAUAAACAUCUGUGAUAUGCAAAUUAUAAACAUGAAUAUUUGAAAGGUUGAUGCGAUCACUUACUACUAUCCCCCAAAAUAUCUAGCAAAUAAUUGAAAAAUGAAAUUUAAAUAAACCAAAUCCUUAACAUUUAUGGGUAAAUAAACCCAGUUUAACAAAAUGUGAUUGAUUUUAUUUCGUAUUCCAAAUGCUAUUGGUUAAAUGCUAUUAUGGUCCAAACAAUGGAGAUGGUUUUCCUAAGGAUCAUUGUCACAAGCCGGAGUCAAGGGAUUAGACAUGGUCUUGACUGGAUAUUUGUGUGUAACAAAUCCUUGAGUAUUGAAUAACACAACUACUCUCAAUCCAAACAAAUGUGCAAACACUUGCCUUAGUAUUUUGAAAAAGAGGUCUGUUUUGCAUCUUUUGACAAGUUGAAACCUAAGUAUUAAUUACUUCAGUAGAAACACUUAUUUUUGUAGUAUACUGGUGAAGGGUGCAAAGCUGUAUAUUUUUAAUAGAUCAGAUAAGGUUGUAGAUCGGAUCCGUAAUCAUAGGUAGAUAUUUGUUAGACGUCUUGUUUUAUCUAUGAUAUUAAAAGGGCAAGGGAACAUUUUUUUUACUAAUAUAAAGCUUUUAUUUUGCAGAUGGCACACAGUUAGAUUUACAUUAAUCGCAAUGAGACAGGUUAAUCACCUUUCACGGCAAUAUAUAAGUACAUACCUGAGGGAUACAUAACGGCGCACAAUUCACAAGAGGGAUAUUGAGGGCUCUUCUCACAUGUAAAUUUGUGUACAUUAGAAUUACAGUACUAACUCUUUAUUUAAAUACGUUAAACAAAGGAUAUGAAGUGCAAAUUAAAUACGGAGAAUUUUGACGCGGCCAGCCUUGUACAAAUUUCGUGAUGAAAGUGUUUUUGCGUGGCCUUGGGUGUUCCAUUGUGCUUUCUGAGCUUUGUUACUGGAGAUAAACGGCUGCUAAACUUACCUGCAAGCCUUUGAGGCAACAUGGACGAACGUAUGCUCAGUUAUAGUGUAUUUACUCUUUAACAUUUAGUUGUACAAUAGUUCCUUACAAAGCCUUUCCAUUAUACACUUCUACUCAAGAUAUUAACCAAGCUAGUUUUUGUAUAUUUUGACAAGAUUUGAAAACUUUGGUCACAAUAUAAAUCAUGUUAUGUUAA
Molecule: messenger RNA, 2803 nt
Organism: Acanthaster planci (crown-of-thorns starfish)
Lineage: Eukaryota; Metazoa; Echinodermata; Asteroidea; Valvatida; Acanthasteridae
Product: solute carrier family 75 member 1-like
Biological process (GO): transmembrane transport
Cellular component (GO): brush border membrane
Molecular function (GO): transmembrane transporter activity
Source: RefSeq, a predicted model, not a curated record